Paramecium sonneborni is the source of this 559-nucleotide messenger RNA. The record is from the annotation of a GenBank genome assembly. NCBI's taxonomy places the organism in Eukaryota, Ciliophora, Oligohymenophorea, Peniculida, Parameciidae.
AUGUUAAAUAAAAUCAAAAUUGAUUCAGAAUCCCGCUUAAGCGAAGAAUAGAAAAUCAAAGAUCAUAGAAAGAAUGUUAUCAUACUUAUUCAAUGUUAUCUUGUGAAUUGUGGUUAUAUUGAAUCAGCAACAAAAUUAGGGUCAGAAUCAAAUUUAACAUUGAAUUAAGAUAAUGUAACAGAUAAUAUAGAUUUAUAUAUGAUACUAUAUCAAUUUGAAUAGUUUUAUGAAAUGAAAAUCAUGAAGCCUCAAAAAAAUGUUAAAAAGGGGGAUGGGCAAAGUAACUUGAAUUCCAAGUUCUGGAAUAAGCAGUAAUAAUAAAAGUAUUAAUUCCAAUAAUCAAAACACUACUGAUUCAAAUAAAAAAAGUACUUAAUAAUCAAAAGAAAAGGAUAAUAAUUAUAAAGAUGCAAAAAAUGAACCUGAUUUUUUUAAAUAAAAUAAUGACGAUACAAAUCAUAAAGAUUGGUUUGAUCAAAGAGUUUUAAAAGGAUUAACUAAUUAUUCUGACUAACAGCUUAUUUUUAAAGCGAUAUUUGUUCGGAAAAUCCAAAUGUGA